Polistes dominula (European paper wasp) is the source of this 4166-nucleotide messenger RNA. RefSeq names its product Pre-mRNA processing factor 4 kinase (gene Prp4k). NCBI's taxonomy places the organism in Eukaryota, Metazoa, Arthropoda, Insecta, Hymenoptera, Vespidae. Gene Ontology annotation, biological process: mRNA cis splicing, via spliceosome; peptidyl-threonine phosphorylation; peptidyl-serine phosphorylation. The record is from RefSeq and is a predicted model, not a curated record. Gene Ontology annotation, molecular function: ATP binding; protein serine/threonine kinase activity.
UAAUACAAAAUGGCGUCUUGUUGAAGAAUGAACGUAUGCGUAUUAUCAAGUGGAUUGAUUCCAUAAUAUUUUCAUUAUUUAUAAUUUAUAUAACAUCAACAUGGGCUCAUCAGAUAUAGAAGAUUUAGAUUCCAAAAGGGAAAUUACUGGUGUAGACUCUGAAUCAGAUAUGAUCGGGGAUCAAAGGAAAAAGAAAAAAAGAAAACACAAACAUCACAAACAUAAAAAAGAUAGAGUGAUAGAGAAAGAAGAUGGAAGAAUAGAUAGACAAGAAAGAAAGAAACACAAGAAACAUAAAAGACCACGUAAAGAAAAAGAAAUAGAAAAUGGUGCGUUGGAAGAGAAAACGUCGUCGCAACGUAUUAAUCAAAAAGAAAUUGGUUUGAAUGGUAAAGUGAAAAAUUCAUUGUUAGAAAUAAUUUCUACAGAAGAAAGUGAAGAUGAAAAACUUGUGGAUCUUGAUUCGGAUGAAGUCGAUUGUACUAUUAUUGAAGAUGAUAUUGAUUUAGAAGAAUUAAUGAAACAAAAGGAACGAUUACAAGCGUGUUUAGUUCAAUAUUUGUCAGAUGAAUCCGAAAAGGAAGAUAAGGAAAUCGAAGAAGAAGAAGAAGAGGAGGAAGAAGAAGAAGGUGAAGAGGAAGAAGAUGAAGGAGAGGAUGAUGAAGAAACAAAAGCUGAAACUCCAGAUGUAAUAGUCGUAGAAGAUGAUAGUGAAGAUGACAAUAUACUCCACAAAAAACGACCUAGAAGUAAGUCAGGAAGUAGGGAACGUAAAAAAAUGUCAAAACCUGAAAGACGAGUUGUAGUUGAUAUGAGUAGAGAUCGAAGAAGUAGAGAAGAUCACAAAGAAAAACGAAGGGAUUCUGACAGAAGACGAGAGGAUAAAACACGGCCAAGAGAAGAAAUAAAAAGAGAUGAUACGAGAAGAGAUGAUAAACGAAAAACUAACGAGAGGCACAAGGAUGAUUCUAGGAAAGAAGAUUCUAGGAAAAGGAUAGAAGAAGAUAGACGUAAAGAAACUAGUAGUAGUAGUAGAAGAGAUGAACCACGUAAAAGAGAAUAUGAUAGAAGGGAGGAAGAACGAGGAGACAGAAAACGAGACUUGGGUCGACAUUUAUCUAGAUCUCAUAAUGAUUCGAAAAAUCAAGAUAAUAAAGUUGAUAUAAAACAUAUUUCAUCGAGACGCGAUAGUCGUGAUAGAGGAGACAAUCGGGAUCGUCAAAGCAGUCGAGAUCGGCAAUCAAGUCGAGAUCGGCAUAAUAGUCGCGAUCGUUAUAAUCGUGACAGAGCAUUAAGUAAAGAUCGACAUUCCAGUCGUGAUAAAAGAGACAGUAGAGAACGACAUACUAGUCGAGAUCGUCAUUCAAAUAGAGAUAGACAAGCCAGUCGUGAUAAGGACCCACGAGAUCGACGUGAUAAUCGGAAUCAUGAGAAAAUUAGAGAACGGUCUAGAAGUAUAAGAAGAUCUCGUAGUCCCAUUAGAAAUAGAAUGGAUAGAGAUCGCAAUGAUCGUUAUAAAAGAUCGCGUUCUUUGUCCCGAAGUCGUAGGGAUAGGGAAAAACACAUUCGUGAUCAUGACAGGGAUAGAGAAAAGAAUGGUAAAAAAGAAAGAAGUGAUAAGUACAAAGAUUCUUUGUCGGAAGGCCUAAAAGUAGAACGUUCUGACAGUUCUAGCGAAGAAGAUAUGAAGGAUAUCGAUAUUGAAGAAGAGGAAGAUGAGGAAGCUAUUAUUGAACGUAGGAGAAAACAAAGAGAAGAGUUACUCAAGCGAUUAAAUGGACCAAAUGAGGAUUCAAAUAUGUCUGCUGAUGUAACAGCUGUCACUGGAACUCCUCCGUCAGAAAGUCAUUCAAAUACAUCUCAAAAAUCACCAGAGAUGCCUUCAAAUAAUAAUGAAUCUACUUCAGAGAGUCAUACUCCACCACUGCCUGAAAAACCAAAAUCGCCACAACCAGUUAAAAAAAGAAAAUCUAGAUUUGAGGAUGCAUUACCUGAAGAAUCUGAAAAGAUUGAAAAUACAAAAAUUACAGAGAAAGUUAAACAAGAUGAAAAACAAAGUACAAAAAGAACAAAUGAAUGGGAUAUGUUUGCUGAAGCUGAUAAUAUUGGUGAUUUUAAUAGUCCUACCGUUGAAGGUAAACGUUUAGGUGGUCCAGACAAUCCUAGUUUAACAGAUAAUUGGGACGAUGCGGAAGGAUAUUAUCGGGUUCGAGUUGGCGAGACAUUGGAUUCUCGAUAUGUUGUUUAUGGUUACACGGGACAAGGGGUUUUUAGCAAUGUCGUAAGGGCUAGAGACAGUGUCCGAGGCAAUUCAGAUGUUGCCGUGAAAAUUAUUCGUAAUAAUGAAAUUAUGCAUCGCACUGGUCUAAAGGAAUUAGAAAUUCUCCGGAAGCUUAACGAUGCAGAUCCAGAAGAUCGAUUUCAUUGUUUGAGAUUAUGUAGGCAUUUCUUUCAUAAAAAUCAUUUAUGUAUGGUAUUUGAACCAUUAGCAAUGAAUUUAAGAGAGGUAUUAAAAAAAUAUGGCAAAGAUGUUGGUUUGCAUGUUAAGGCUGUAAGAUCGUACACGCAACAACUAUUCCUUGCAUUAAAAUUAUUAAAACGAGCGAAUAUUUUACACGCUGACAUUAAACCAGACAAUAUUCUAGUCAGUGAAAGUAAACUGGUAUUAAAACUUUGUGACUUUGGUUCUGCAUCUCAUGCACAUGAAAAUGAGAUAACGCCGUAUCUUGUAUCAAGAUUUUACCGUGCUCCUGAAAUUAUUCUUGGUAUACCAUAUGAUUUUGGCAUUGACAUGUGGUCUGUUGGAUGCACGAUAUAUGAGCUAUAUACUGGAAAAAUAAUGUUUUCUGGCAAAACAAACAAUCAGAUGCUAAAGUUCUUCAUGGACCUAAAAGGCAAAAUGCCUAAUAAACUAAUAAGAAAAGGAACCUUCAAGGAUCAACACUUUGACUCUAACUGCAAUUUUCUUUAUCAUGAAGUUGAUAAAGUUACUGAACGGGAAAAAAUCGUCGUAAUGUCCACCCUACCAGCAACUCGUGACCUUAAUGCAGAACUCGGUGGAAAUUCAUUACCACCUGAACAAUGUCGGAAAGUUGGUCAGCUUAAAGAUUUAUUAGAACGCACGUUGAUGUUGGAUGCGGGGAAAAGAAUCACUGUGAACCAUGCUCUGGCACACCCUUUUAUACAAGAAAAAAUUUAGCAGAAAGAGGCGGCGCAAAGUUUCAAGUGUAACUCAAUCAAGACAACGAAGAGCAUAAAGCAGUAAAUAUUUAUAAUGCAUAUAUCAUUAUAUUGCAACAACAACCUUCUCUUGUACUCUAUCAAUCUGAAAUAAUGUAUUUAAUAGAUUGUUAAGUACUAAAUACAGGUCAAUAGAGUGCAAUAUUUUUUUAUAAAACAUAAUGAAGUAAAUUCUUAUCUACAGCCUGCAAUUAUAUCCGGAAACGUAGGAUUUUAUUUAUUAAAAAAAAAAAUUAUUCACACAGAAUUAAUAACAUAUUACGUGAAUGAGUCAGACUGGAAAAAGUGACCGCCUCUUUCAGCAUGAACUGGCCAUCGAUACUUAGCAUUAUGGUGAUGAAUCAUCAAUUCGAAUCAUCUUUAUGUGCAAGCGGACCUUUCAAGGGCCUUUAGCGCUGAUCCCGUUGCAAGCCCUCCCUGUGAGGAGGGGAGGCAACGGAAGAGAUCAGAUGCUGAGAAGGAAUAAUGAAAGGGUGUCCUAAAGGAAUGAUAAAUACUGCGCCAUGUGUCAUCAAACCUGCUUAAACAAGAUAUCAUCGUCGAGUCAUCCAAAAAAUUGGAUCAUCAAAGAUCGAACUAAUUUGAGCUGGUGCAAGGUUUGUCUUAAAAGACUCAUUAAGGAAAACUAAAACUGUAAGUACGUAUGCAGGUAAAGUAUAUAUCGUGAAAAUAAUUCAAAUAUUGCAAUUUUACAAUCCCAUUAUUUAUAAGAUGGCAAACAAUAAUUCAAAUUUUAAUAAAUAUUCUAAUCACUAUGGCUUUGAGUUUUCAGAUAAUUAAUUAAGAGUAAUAAAAGGAUAUUACACAUGUGUAAUACUGAAGAAACGUACAAUGAAAAAGUACAAUAUAUUAAUAUAUAUAUAUAUAUAUGCAUAUGCAUUUUUAAUAUAUUAUACAAUAACUACAGUAAUAUAAUUGAAAACUUU